AACAACAACUACAAAAAGUUUACAAUAAAACAUCCGACAACAAUUUCUUCUUUGUGUUCUAAUAAAUUGCAACCAUUAAGAGUAAAAAUGCCAUCACAAAUGAAUAAUAAACUCGACCCAUUAAGUAGUAGUAGUAGUAGAAGAGAGUUUACGGAAUCUGUUCUUGGCGCUAAUUGCGCUGAGAGUAAAUUGCGUACGAUUUCCACCUCUUCUUGCGCUACGAACAUGUCGACUGAGUCCUACUGUAUCUCUCUCGGCGUAGGGCCUCUGUGGUGGUCCGAUGUCCCUACCCACCACAGAACAGAUCACGAUAGGGCGUCUCUCUUAACAGGUUACACUCGAAAAUCUUCUGUCGAUUCAUCUGGUGGCAGCAGUGUAUUUGACAGAAGCAAUAAUGGCAGCAACAGCAGUGGUGGCUCUCGAAGCGUUAGCACUUCAUCGGCAUCAUCGGAUUGCUCGGACUCGGAUGUACAAUCCAUCUAUUCGGAUGACGAUUGCCAAGAGAUAGUCAAGCAGAUCUUAAAUCAAGAUCAUCCAACACGCAUCUCGAUCAAAUUGCACGUCACCGAGACGAAAUUCACCAAAUGGGAAUGCGUUCUAAAUCCCGACAAUGACAUCUUGUACGUGGCCAUGCCAGACAAGCUGGCACCGGAGGCAUCGCAACAAACCUUUUUGUCACUUUUGGAAUUUGCCGAAGAUAAAUUGGAGGUGGAUGCUGUUGUUAUGUGCGUACGUAAGGAUCGUGCUGAUCGUGCCCGUAUCUUGGAAAGCUUUUUGCUAAUGGGAUUUGAACCGUUGUCCAGAAAAGCUCCCGAGGCGCCACCAGCCGCCAUUAAAGAUGUCGAGAAUUUCUUCCUUAUCUAUCGUAUUGAGGAGUAAGCAUGCAAAA
Molecule: messenger RNA, 889 nt
Organism: Musca vetustissima
Lineage: Eukaryota; Metazoa; Arthropoda; Insecta; Diptera; Muscidae
Gene: Oda
Product: ornithine decarboxylase antizyme
Biological process (GO): positive regulation of protein catabolic process
Cellular component (GO): nucleus; cytoplasm
Molecular function (GO): ornithine decarboxylase inhibitor activity
Source: RefSeq, a predicted model, not a curated record